Molecule: messenger RNA, 310 nt
Organism: Nematocida parisii ERTm1
Lineage: Eukaryota; Fungi; Microsporidia
Exons: 1
Coding region: 1-288 (95 amino acids)
Biological process (GO): transcription by RNA polymerase II; negative regulation of transcription by RNA polymerase II; positive regulation of transcription by RNA polymerase II
Cellular component (GO): negative cofactor 2 complex; nucleus
Molecular function (GO): transcription corepressor activity; transcription coactivator activity; core promoter sequence-specific DNA binding
Source: RefSeq, a predicted model, not a curated record
AUGGACUCACAGAAGUAUAUAGAGUUAAAGAAAAAAGCCAAGUGCAGAUUUCCAAUUGCACGGAUUAAAAAGAUAAUGCAAAUUGAUGAGGAAAUAGGGAAAGUAAGCACAUUUGCACCGAUCGUAAUUAGUCAUGCGAUAGAAUUAUUCUUAAUAAGCCUACUGAAGCAAAUGGAGGAGGAGGCCAAGCAGAAGGCAGUCAAAAAAAUAGUUUUAUCGCAUUUAGAGGUGUGUGUAGAGAAUGAUCCCAAGCUAGAGUUCAUGAAGGUAUUACUUACUAAGAAAUAAAGAGAGGAUGAUCAUAACCCGA